CUCCAAAUCAAUAACUUGUUUCAGUUCCGCCCAUUCGUGCUCGAAAACCAGCAGACAGCUCUCUCGAUCUCUACUUUUGCUCCAGCUCAGUUUUCUCCAGUUGCCUCCGUGAUUCAUGAAUUACAACUUCGCGCUGAGUCUGGAUAUGUGUCUCAACUCUUCCAAAGGUCUUUUCUUUCAUUCUCGCUGAAUAUUUUCUCUCUUGAAACGAAGAAAUUCUUUUUCAGGCACUUGUUCUUUCAUUUGAUUCAGUCAUUGGUUUUAAACAUCAUAUACGAUGGGUUUUCCGUGAAUUUGUUUCAUUCUUGAAUUUUGAACAAAUUUCUUCGUAUGAAACGUCUAUGAGAUUUGGUUACGUGUUGAUAGGAGAGAUUGGAUAGGGUUUUAUUAGUUAGGGUUCGAGAUUAAACAAAAAAAUAAGGGGUCCAUGAAGAGUCGAUCCCACCACCCGGCCGCGUCUCCAGCUCCUGACGACUGGGUGGAUGGCUCUUGGACAGUUGAUUGCGUUUGUGGUGUGAAUUUCGAUGAUGGUGAAGAGAUGGUCAACUGUGAUGAGUGCGGGGUUUGGGUGCACACUCGAUGCUCGCGAUAUCUUAAGAGCGAGAAGUCUUUCGUUUGCGACAAAUGCAAGAGCAAGAACUCGAGGAAUGAUAGUGAGGAGAAGGAAGUUGCCCAGUUGUUGGUUGAGCUACCCACUAAAACUUUGAACAUGGACAAACCAUUACCUCCUAGAAAUGCACUUAGGCGUCCAUUUAGGCUUUGGGCUGAACUACCUAUGGAGGAGAAAGUACAUGUUCAAGGCAUCCCUGGUGGUGAGCCUGGCCUCUUUAGUGGGAUGUCAUCCAUUAUUACACCUGAACUUUGGAAGUGUACUGGUUACGUUCCAAAGAAGUUCAAUUUUCAGUAUAGAGAGUUUCCUUGUUGGGGAAAAAAGCAGGAGGAUGAGGUGAAAUCACAAGAAGGAAAAGAAGUUCCUAUGGAUAAGGUUGCUGGAAUGCUAUUCUCGCUUUCUGAGGAUAAUGUCUCAAAUAAACCUGUGGGAACACAGGUUGCUAUGAAAAGGUUAAUUAACGACCGUUCAAAAAUUAUGACACAUUUGGAAGGAGAAAAUUUAGAUUUGGGGGGGCGUUCACAGGGAAGUGGGUCGAAGAAUGAGAAGAACUUACAGGGAUCCUUGCUGAAUCAAUAUGGAAAGCGGAAGAAGGAAGAUACAGGAAUAUUCAGUGAACGAUUGAAAAAGAAGAAGGUUGGAGUACAUGAUGAAGAGGGUAGUUUUAAAAAGUUGCUUCCUCGUCCCACCAAAACAGUAUCCACGCAAACAAGUGACGCAAAACAAUUGGAAUUGUGUGAAGACAGUGGUCUUAAGGCUGUCAAGACUUGUAGUCAAGGCAUCAAAAGCACAAUUUUAAAGGAUACUUCAUGUUCUGUGGUGAAUAUCAAGAAUGCUGCUGGUUCAAGUGAGCUACCUUCAGAUGCUGCAUCUUUGGAUACAACAACUGGUAAUGAUAUUUCAAUUCAACUAAAACCCACGGGAAACAAGGAUGGUCAACAAGUAUCAGCGAGGUCUGAGAAUUCUCAAAAAAAUGGUGAUAGUUUGGCAUUAUCGAGAGGAAGAAAAAAUCAUCGCAGUACUUCAAUGAAAGACGAGGACAUUGAUCUGAAGUAUGAUGUGGCGAAGGAUAAUGGAAAAAGUUAUUCACUAAGCAAUCCAACUGACUCUCAAAAGGCAGUCGUCAAAGGCUGCACAACAGUACCUGUGACUGAAAUUAAUCAAAGUUGUCAGGAUAGCAGUUGUCACAAAUUGCCAAGUGCUCCACCAUUGUGUUCCAAAGCAGAAAGAGAUGGCGGUGCUGACGUACAUCUCAAUACGAAGACCUCAGAAAGUCACCCCAUGGCUGAAGACACAAGUGAAAAAUCUACGGAAAAUGGGAAAAUGGGUAAAACUGUUGGAGUUCUCAAUUCCGAGCCCAAACAACAAAUGGAGGUCCCUGAAAGCUUUGUUGUUUCAGAGAAAUCUCAGAAAAAUCUUUCAGAAAAUAAACUUGAUUUGAAGCCUGCCAAUGAGCCUUCAAAAUCCUCUUCAAACACAACCGCUACUGGGAUUUCCAAAAUUUCAAUUACUGGUUACCGUAGGUCUUUGAACACUCGGGGUCAUAGUGUUGACAAAGAACAUGGAAAAGAUAGCAAUUUGUCCAAGGAUGAAGAUGUGCAUCAAGUGCCAAGGAAAAUAUCUAAAGAACAUUCUAAAUAUUCUGUUAGUUCAACAUCUAAAUCAUCAUCACAUUCAAAGAAAAUUUCACACUCGUUUGUUACAAAGAAGACGUCUCCAGAUUCAAGGAAACCUUUGCCUCACACAUCUACUAAAUCAUCUUCUGCACCAAAUGCUGGAGAUACAAUCUCGACUGAAUCAGCUGGGUCAUUACAGAAGCAGAGGGUGCUAGAUGUGCAAAACAAAUCACCACUUCCCGGAUUACCCAAUAAAGCCGAAAAGGUUAAUAAUCUUUCAAGUGGACCACAAUCUACCAAGGUGACACAACCUGUGUCCUCUUCCAUAGCUUCAAAAACGCCUGCAGCACUAAGUGAUGAGGAGCUUGCUUUACUCUUGCAUCAAGAACUCAAUAGUUCUCCUAGAGUGCCUCGUGUGCCACGAAUGCGGCACACUGGUAGCUUACCUCACUUAACUUCACCUACUGGUACAAGCACCCUAAUGAAGCGGACAUCUAGUGCUGGAGGGAAAGAUCAGAAUUUUAUUCCUAAAAGAAAAGGCAAAGAUAUAGCUAAAGAUGCAUCUCAAAGUUCUUAUGGCAUGGAUAGUGAAGUUAAGAGGAUGAAAAGAAGGCCUUCUUAUUCACCCGAUCGGAAGAAACAUGACCCAGUUACAAAUACUGAUGCUUCUGCUAGGAGUUUGGGGGACAGUGGUUCUGGCAAAGGGCUACACUCUAACAAGAAGAGUACUCCUCCCCCUGUUUCAACUGCAUCUAUUAGCAGUGGUCCAGCUUCCUCUGCCGAGAUAAAUGAACAGAAUGUAGUGUCCAUGCACAACUCCCCCCAUCAUGCUUCUGAUGAUGAUGUUGGUGGCCCUGUUCAUCACACUUUACCAGGAUUACUUGCUGAGAUUAUGGGCAAGGGCCAAAGAAUGACAUAUGAAGAGCUUUGUGAUGCUGUGCUGCCGCAUUGGCCUAACUUGAGGAAACAUAAUGGAGAGCGUUAUGCUUAUUCAAGUCAUUCACAGGCUGUCCUAGAUUGUUUGAGAAACAGAAAUGAAUGGUCUCAGUUGGUGGACCGUGGUCCCAAGACUAAUGCCAGUCGAAAAAGACGCAAGCUUGACAUCGACGGGCAGGAAGUCGAAUCGGAGCAUGGCGGUGGUUCAAAUGGCAAGGAAAGAACCGAGGAAGCAGACAGUAAGAGUUUUGAUUCACGUAGAGAAGAAUUCCCCAAGGGCAAAAGGAAAGCAAGGAAGCGCAGACGGUUAGCCCUUCAAGGGAGGGGCAUUAAGGACAUUCGCAGGAGACGUCGUGUCGAUAUGGUUAGUGAAGAUGACAAUACAAGGUCACCUUCAAGCUCUACACAGGAGAGUUUGUCGAGUGAGGAUGACGGUUCGUCUGCCAGCUCUGGUGAUGCUGUCUGACAAAAAUUAUCACAACAAAAAUUGUUUUCUUUCCUUGGUCGUGAAGAAUGCUUUUUUUUUUUUUGUAUCAUGUUAAGAAAUAGGAUUAGAUAAUAUAUAUAUAAGCAUUUGGAAACUCAACUUAGUUAGAAAUAAUUAUAAUAUGUUUCUCAUCUUGGAUCUAGAAGUAGAAGUAUAUUAAAUAGUCUUAUAUGUUAUAAUGGAGGGAACAUGUGACCAUUUGAUAAAACUUUCUAAUAUUAGUUUGGAUCUAGAUUACAAAUUGUCUUUAAA
Messenger RNA from Impatiens glandulifera, 3901 nucleotides. RefSeq lists its product as uncharacterized. The transcript is spliced from 8 exons. Bases 428 to 3628 code for a protein of 1066 amino acids. The record is from RefSeq and is a predicted model, not a curated record. Lineage: Eukaryota; Viridiplantae; Streptophyta; Magnoliopsida; Ericales; Balsaminaceae.